ACACACAUAUAUACACACAGAGUCAACACACACCAAAUGCAGACACACACACAAAAACUGUCAGCAGCUGCUCUUAGGCUCACCAUGACAGCCUUACCUCACCUCUGAUUCGAGAAGGAGCCAAGCACACACCGCUCACUCAAACGCACCGCUCACAACAGGCACGGACAUACGGGAAACUGCCACUGGGUCAGGUAGAGACGAGUCACGGCAGACGCACGGCUGAUCCAGGACCGGUUGGAAGGAGAAAAUGGGGCUGUGGACGACCCUGAUUCUGACUUCACACCUGAUAUUAAAACUGUGCUUAAAUGUAGAAGCCCAGGCUUUAGCGGUCUAUGAUCUGCUCACCUCACCUGACUGCCUGCCAGACCUGCUGCAGGGCGGCCUGGCGGAGCAGGGCGUGAACGAGGCUUUCAUCCUAACCACCUUCAAGCUGCAGCCCAAGACCGGAACCACUGUGUUUGGCCUGUACAACCCGCGGGACAACAGCAAGUACUUUGAGUUCACCGUGCUGGGGAAGCUCAACCGAGCUGUGUUGCGUUACUUGAGAAGUGACAGACGGAUGAGCUCGGUAACCUUCAACAACCUGGUGCUGGCGGACGGCCAAAGCCACCGGCUGUUGUUCCACCUGAAGGGGAUGCAGCAGCAGGGGCCAGGCGGGGUGGAGCUGCACCUGGACUGCAGGCUGGUGGAGACAGUCCGGGAUCUCCCUGCCGUAUUCCAGGGUUUGCCGGCGGGCUACGGGAUGGUGGAGCUGAAGACCAUGCAAGCCAAGGAGCAGGACAACUUAGAGGAGCUCAAGCUGGUGGUGGGAGACUCGUUCGAGAAUGUCGCUUCAUUGCAAGACUGCCACCUCCAACAGAGAGACGCUGUGCAAACUCUAGGGGUCAACACAAAGCAGCUGUCCAAUCAAAUGCUGGAGUUAACCAAAGUGAUAAACGAGCUGAAAGACGUCCUCAUUCAGCAGGUUAAAGAGACCUCGUUCCUCAGAAACACCAUCUCAGAGUGUCAGGCGUGUGGACUUGGAGGAACAGAGGUGGUGAAGCCUAGAUGUGCCCCUGGUGUGUGUUUCCGUGAUGAUAUGUGCAUCGAGACAGCGGAGGGUGUUGAGUGUGGACCCUGCCCUGAUGGAUACACCGGGGACGGUUUCAGCUGUGAUGAUGUGGAUGAGUGCCAGUUUAACCCCUGCUUCCCUGGAGUGAAGUGUGUGAACACAGCCCCGGGCUUCCGCUGUGAGGCCUGUCCGCUGGGCUACACCGGUCUGCCAGUGGAGGGGGUGGGCGUUCUGUUCGCUCAGACCAACAAACAGGUCUGUGACGACAUUGAUGAAUGCAAAGGACCUAACAAUGGAGGCUGUACUGCAAACUCUAUCUGUCACAACUCAAUGGGCUCUUACCACUGUGGCGGCUGCAAGACAGGCUUCACAGGAGAUCAGCUGACUGGCUGCAAGCCAGAGAUCAGCUGUGGCAACAGCCUGACGAACCCCUGCGAUAUCAAUGCCCAAUGCACCGUAGAGAGAGAUGGUUCAAUCACUUGUCAGUGUGGAAUUGGCUGGGCCGGUAAUGGCUACCUGUGUGGAAAAGACACCGAUAUCGAUGGAUACCCAGAUGAGAAACUCAAAUGCAAGGAUAUGAACUGUAAAAAGGAUAACUGUAUCUACGUUCCCAACUCUGGCCAAGAGGAUGCUGACAAAGACGGCCAAGGAGACGCUUGUGAUGAUGAUGCAGAUGGCGAUGGUAUCCUAAAUGAGCAGGACAACUGCUGGUUAAAGCCCAACGUGGACCAGAAGAACAGCGACAAGGACAGCCACGGCGAUGCCUGUGAUAAUUGUCGCACAGUGGAGAACCCAGACCAGAGGGAUACUGACAGUGACGGCAAAGGGGACGCCUGUGAUGACGACAUGGAUGGAGAUGGCCUGAAAAACUUCCUGGACAACUGCCAGCGUGUCCAGAACAGGGACCAGCUGGACCGCGACGGAGACGGAGUGGGAGACGCUUGCGACAGCUGCCCUGACAUCCCAAACCCAAACCAGUCUGAUAUUGACAAUGACCUGGUCGGCGAUUCCUGUGACACCAACCAAGACAGUGACGGUGACGGUCACCAGGAUACCAAGGAUAAUUGCCCCCUCGUUAUCAAUAGCUCCCAGCUAGACACUGACAAAGAUGGGCUGGGUGAUGAGUGUGACGAUGACGAUGAUAACGACGGAAUCCCUGACAUUCUGCCACCGGGACCAGACAACUGUAGACUGGUACCAAACCCUGACCAGACUGAUGACAACAAUGAUGGAGUUGGAGACGUGUGUGAAUCUGACUUUGACCAGGACAAAGUGAUUGACAGGAUCGACAACUGCCCCGAGAACGCUGAGGUUACUCUGACAGACUUCAGAGCCUAUCAGACGGUGGUGCUGGACCCAGAGGGCGACGCCCAGAUCGACCCCAACUGGGUUGUUUUGAAUCAGGGCAUGGAAAUUGUUCAGACCAUGAACAGUGACCCAGGACUUGCUGUUGGUUACACUGCUUUCAGCGGCGUGGACUUCGAGGGCACUUUCCACGUCAACACAGUGACCGACGAUGACUACGCCGGCUUCAUCUUCGGCUACCAGGACUCAUCCUCCUUCUAUGUGGUGAUGUGGAAGCAGACGGAGCAGACCUACUGGCAGGCAACGCCCUUCAGAGCUGUGGCCGAGCCCGGCAUCCAGCUUAAGGCUGUAAAGUCAAGGUCGGGCCCCGGAGAGCACCUGAGAAACUCCCUGUGGCACACGGGAGACACCAACGACCAGGUGCGCCUGCUGUGGAAGGACCCGCGAAAUGUGGGCUGGAAGGACAAGGUGUCAUACCGCUGGUACCUGCAGCACCGGCCACAGGUUGGAUACAUCAGGGCGCGUUUCUACGAGGGAACUGAGUUGGUGGCAGACUCCGGUGUGACGAUCGACACAACCAUGAGAGGAGGACGACUCGGUGUGUUCUGCUUCUCCCAGGAAAACAUCAUCUGGUCCAAUUUGAAAUACCGCUGCAAUGACACCAUCCCCGAGGACUUCCAGGAGUUCAGCACUCAGCACGGCGUUGACUCACUCUAAAGUCGAAACUUGUGUGUGUGUGUGUGUGUGUGUGUGUGUGUGUGUGCGUGUGUGUGUGUGCAUUUGUG
Messenger RNA from Myripristis murdjan (pinecone soldierfish), 3144 nucleotides. It is a transcript of the gene thbs4b, whose product is annotated as thrombospondin 4b. The coding region runs from base 251 to 3076 and encodes 941 amino acids. Gene Ontology annotation, biological process: cell adhesion. Gene Ontology annotation, cellular component: extracellular region. The transcript has 22 exons. Gene Ontology annotation, molecular function: calcium ion binding. The record is from RefSeq and is a predicted model, not a curated record. NCBI's taxonomy places the organism in Eukaryota, Metazoa, Chordata, Actinopteri, Holocentriformes, Holocentridae.